CAAUUAUGCGGUCCCUCCCUGAGCGCAGACCUCGUGGUGAACUAUCUCUGGACUCGGCCAUAUUGAAAUAUUGAAUGUCUCUGUUACACAAGGGCUCAAGAGUAGCCGUGAAAUUUUCGCGUGAUCCUCGACGAAGAGAGGAUAAGAGACAUCAUGGAGUCCAUGUACAGCAUUAACGUUACCAACAAGUUCUUGGUACCGUUGUUGGCCGACGACGCGGAUCUGCACGAAAUAGUGCAGCAACGGGAACAAGAGAAGGAAGCUAAGAAAAAGGAGAAGCUCUCGGAGAAGGAGAAUAAGAGUAAGCAGCCGGACGCGCCAAAGAGUACCGGCAACAAAACGCAAAAAAGCCGCGUGAUUAAAGACACGCAGCAACCAGUGUCGAAAAUUCAAGAUCCAAAGAAAGAUCAAGGCGAUAAAAAGCCACCACAAUCGAGAGCUGGUGGAGGGGACCGCAAUGUUAAAUUCUCUGGGGAUAACAGGGAGGAACGUUAUAACAGACGUAAUCGUGAAGAGGGAGAGAGAACGCCUCGUCCUCAAGGGGAAAUCAGACGUGGACCUCCUGGCGAGGGCCGUGAAACACGAGAAUUCAGAAACUCUAAUGAUACUCAACGUGGUGAAUAUGGAGAGCGUAGGGGGCGAGGUGGAAUGCGUGGGAUGAGCCGUGGACGCGGUGGACCACGUGGUCGUGGAGGAUACGAUAAUCGUGGCAAACGUGAAUUUGAUCGUCAAUCAGGCUCCGAUAAAACCGGGAUUAAACCAGUGGAUAAGAAAGAUGGUGCUGGUAGCCAUAACUGGGGUACCCACAAUGAUGAAAUUGAAGAAAGUUUGAACCAAGAGAGUCAAGAUUGGCCUAACGAGAAACCCGAGGGAGAUGCUCCUCAAGCAUCCCCAGAGGUAAAAGAAGGGGAAACAAAUCCGGAUGCAACUGAAGAGAAGCCUGUCGAGGAGGAAUCUCGUGAAUUAACAUUGGACGAAUGGAAAGCUUUGCGUAAUAACAGAGCGAAGCCUCAAUACAAUUUACGCAAAGCCGGGGAAGGUGAAGAUAUGACUCAAUGGAAGAAAAUGUACGCACUCCAGAAGAAGAAGGAAGGUGCCGAUGACGAGGACGAUGAUGAAGAGGAAUAUGAUGCCGCUGCGGAAUAUCCUCAACGGGUUGGAAGACAGAAACGUGUAUUAGGUAUCGAGAUUCAAUUCAGUGAUUCUCGACGCGGUUCCGGUGGACGUGGCAGAGGACGAGGAGGCCGUGGAGAACGUGCCAAUGGUCGUGGAUUUGGAAAUCGCGGUGGAACUCCUAGAGAUGGAGAUACCCGUGGUGGUGGUGGCGGUGGUGGUCCUGUUUCGCAAACCGAGCAAAGGUCGCCCCGAGGUCGUCAAAAUGCUCCGAAAGUAGACGAUGAGAACGACUUCCCCUCAUUAGGAUAGGUGGUUUCGUUCGUUAUCCACACAGUAUCCCACCAUUUCCGCUACCAUCAGUACUACUAUCACAGAUAAAAUUACCAUUAUUACUAAAAAUAUUACUAUCAACAAUUUUGCAUCAGUGACAAGGUUAAAUGCAUAAUACAAUAUCCUCGACGCAAAAACAUUAUCCGUAUUAUCGUGAAUGCGUGAAUUUAUCUGGGCAACACAAGUGCCUGAUGCUUUUCAAGUAUUUAUGGUACUACUGAGAAGUUUCAUUGCGCCCAGGUACACCCUUGCAAAAUGAGAUACGUAAUUUAUAUAAAUAAAACGUGGCGCUUGAACGCGCUCUUACAUAUUGGCAGAUUGACGCAAACAUAAGGAAAAAAAAAAUGUCGCAUGAUAUGAAUACUUUAUAUCACGAUCCUUUUUUGUACUUGUAACACAGAUCGGUUUGUCCGUAACUAGUAUCCAGAGGCUAGUUAACAGAUGAACAGUAAAAAGAACGAGGCUGGAUAUUCAUGGACUUGUUAAUAAUCGUGAAUUUGAUCAACACUAGACUAAAAUGUAUGGAUGAAAGACUUUAAGCGGACCAGCAGGAAUGUAAUAUCAAAAGAUGAAUUCAUUUUACGAUGAUA
This is a messenger RNA of Nomia melanderi (Alkali bee), 2036 nucleotides long. RefSeq lists its product as uncharacterized. The record is from RefSeq and is a predicted model, not a curated record. Gene Ontology annotation, molecular function: RNA binding. Gene Ontology annotation, cellular component: nucleus; cytoplasm. Lineage: Eukaryota; Metazoa; Arthropoda; Insecta; Hymenoptera; Halictidae.